UGACGCGAGAGCCCAGGCGCGCCGGAGGCCGCGGAGAGAGCAACGAGAAGACAGGCCCCAUCCCAGGUCUGGCAGCCAGUGACCGAGCCAGGCGCCCGAGGCCCAGGCGUCUCCGGCAGCACCAUGCCUGCACUCCUGGAGCGUCCCAAGCUUUCCAACGCCAUGGCCAGGGCGCUGCACCGGCACAUCAUGAUGGAGCGGGAGCGCAAGCGGCAGGAGGAGGAAGAGGUGGACAAAAUGAUGGAACAGAAGAUGAAGGAGGAGCAGGAGAGAAGGAAGAAAAAAGAGAUGGAAGAAAGAAUGUCACUUGAGGAAACCAAAGAACAAAUUCUGAAGUUGCAGGAGAAGCUUUUGGCCCUCCAGGAAGAGAAGCACCAGCUUUUCCUGCAGCUUAAGAAAGUUUUGCAUGAGGAAGAAAAACGGAGGCGGAAGGAGCAGAGCGACCUUCCCACUCUGACCCCAGCGGCCUACCAGCAGGGCCUGACAGUUCACACAGGAACUCACCUUCUUAGCAUGCAGGGGAGCCCUGGAGGACAUAAUCGUCCAGGAACCCUCAUGUCAGCAGACAGAGCCAAACAGAUGUUUGGACCCCAAGUGCUUACGACUCGGCACUACGUGGGCUCAGCAGCUGCUUUCACAGGGACCCCAGAACAUGGGCAAUUCCAAGGCAGCCCAGGUAGUGCCUAUGGGACUGCUCAGCCUCCGCCUCACUAUGGGCCCACACAGCCAGCCUAUAGUCCUAGUCAGCAGCUCAGAGCACCUUCAGCAUUUCCUGCAGUGCAGUACCUUUCUCAGCCACAGCCUCAGCCCUAUGCCGUGCAUGGCCACUUUCAGCCUACCCAGACAGGGUUUCUACAGCCUGGGGGUGCCCUGUCCUUGCAAAAGCAGAUGGAACAUGCUAACCAACAGACUGGCUUCUCUGACUCAUCCUCCCUGCGUCCCAUGCACCCCCAGGCUCUGCAUCCAGCCCCUGGACUCCUUGCCUCCCCUCAACUCCCUGUGCAGAUGCAACCAGCAGGAAAGGCUUUGCCACUACCAGCCAACCUGGCCCUCGGCUCCCCUUCAUCCAACACAGCCAGAACCCUCGAUUCUACCACAAGUGAUCAUCAGAUUUUAUCUUCAGUCCAUCCCUCCAUCCCCCAUGGGUGAGGGUCUGCCCUAUGUGACCCAGGUCAAUAAAAUGUACCUACCACUCUCUCUGGCUGCUGUUUGUUUUGCUUCCCAGUCAGCUGUCGGAACUGCUUGGAGGGUGGAGGGAUGAC
Messenger RNA from Castor canadensis (American beaver), 1262 nucleotides. It is a transcript of the gene Gps2, whose product is annotated as G protein pathway suppressor 2. NCBI's taxonomy places the organism in Eukaryota, Metazoa, Chordata, Mammalia, Rodentia, Castoridae. Gene Ontology annotation, biological process: regulation of transcription by RNA polymerase II. The record is from RefSeq and is a predicted model, not a curated record. Gene Ontology annotation, cellular component: transcription regulator complex. Gene Ontology annotation, molecular function: transcription coregulator activity.